This is a messenger RNA of Papaver somniferum (opium poppy), 3524 nucleotides long. RefSeq lists its product as uncharacterized. Lineage: Eukaryota; Viridiplantae; Streptophyta; Magnoliopsida; Ranunculales; Papaveraceae. The record is from RefSeq and is a predicted model, not a curated record. The coding region runs from base 912 to 1781 and encodes 289 amino acids. The transcript is spliced from 2 exons.
AAUAACGGAAUAGUUGAGCGUACUAAUUAUUCUAGGGUUGUUAGUAACAAGGUACUUUGCAGAAACUAGCUAUAUCAAUAAGAUUCAUGUUUUGUGACUGAGAAAGAGUCUCUGAUCAUCCUCAUACUCAUAUUUGCAUUAAUAUUUGUCUUGCAUUAUUCGCGUUCAGAAAUUGAAUUGACAACUUUAAAUUCGACUCUCCCUUAGGAACGAACCUGCUUAUCCGUAUACUACUAGUUAGUGUAAGAGAAGUAAGGAAUUUAUUUUUGCUAGUUCGACACCUCGUCAAAAUUGGCAUCGCUGCCGAGGAGCAGUCGGUAGUUUGAGUUGUUAUUUAAUUUUCUGUUUUUGCAUUUAGUUUCAUUCUUUGUAUUUACUAAUUUAUCUUUUUAGAAUUUUAUUUUCAGGUACAAACAAUCAUUCUUUUGGUGUGUGCACAAUUGGGAACAAAAGGUAAAUCUCUAAACUAGUUGUGUGCAUAAUAUUUCAAGAUGCUUCCUUUUGGGAACAACGUAUAUGGUUUACAAGACCAUACAUACUAUGGUGAUCAAUUUAAUUCUCAUUCUUAUGACUUCCAACCAUACUUGGGAUAUAAUCAAAACCAAUCUUUUGGAUAUGAACAAUCACAAGGAUGGGAGGAUAGUUGUACUUUUAAUCAGUUUAAUUCUAGACAUGUGCAGAUGUUCGAUCACAUUCUCUAUGAGCUAAAGGCAGUGGAAUAACUUGGUAGACAACCAACCGAACCUUGUUUCAACGAGUCUAGCCCAACUCCUGAUCGUAUUUAUGAUCAUUCACCCAUUCAAAGGGAUGAGACUUGGGCUGGAAACUAUGAAAGUGGUGUGUAUCCAAGUUUGGUGGAGCAAUCUUCAAAUCAGAAAUUUGAUAGUUUUGUUGAAGUUGUUAUUCCCGUGAUGCAACAGAUGCUUCAAGCAACACAACAAUUUUGUGAAUUUCAGCUGAGUUACAAUGAAUCACUCCAAGAACUUCAACGGAAUAUAGACAACAUCAGAAAUGGCAUGAAUCAAAUUCAAGAAGAGCGGAACAAGGAAGAGGUUCAAACUCAUUCUAACAUUCCCAUGGAAGCCAAUAUAGAGUAUGAUGAAUCCGAAGAAGACAAAUGCUUUAAUGUUGAUAAUGAAGGUGUAACUAGCUCAACUCUUGAUUGUGAUAAUGAUCAUUCACUUAUUCAAAAGGAAGAAGUUGAGUCUAGAAACAGUAAAGUUAUUAAUGGUAAGACUUAUGUUGUGUAUGAGAGCGAUGAUGAUUAUGACUUCUUUGUGAAUAACACCCCUAAUUCAGAUAUUGUGAAUACUUUGAAUGAGAAGUCAACUUGUGAUGGAGACCGUAAGGAUUACGAUGACUUAGUUGGAGCAGAUUUCGAUUCUGAUGAUGAAGAUUUGGAAGUUAUAGAAGAAACUGAUGAAGAAUGGCUCGUAAAGAGUUUGAAUGAGAAUUGUGAUACUUGUGAUGUCGGAGAAUCAAUGGACUUUUUCAGGAGUACUGAGGAUCCCGUAAUGUUUGAGAUUAUGCGAGGUUUGUCUAUCCCUGUACAUGAACCUCUAUCUAAUGAUGAUCCUCCCAAACUUGAAGUAGUUUCUUGUAGAGUUGUUAAUCCAUCUUUUAGGAAAAUACCUCAUUUGGUGCUGGAAUUGAAUGCUUCUAAAGCUCUUUCCGAAUUCCUUUCUUCUAAGUAUCCACCAUAUAUGUAUGAAUUUAGCGCCGUGCAGGUUUCCAUAAGAAGUCAUUCUACUUUUGUUUCCUAUAUAUUUCGCGAUGUAUAAAGAACUAAGUGUGGGGGUGGUUCUUAUGUGAUGAUAGUUUCACUUUUGUUAUUUUGUGCUAAUAUUCUUGUGAAGCUAUUGUUCGAAUUGCAGAUUGUUUUGUGGGUGGAUCCUCAAAUUUUCAGAUUGUUGAUAUAUGGGGAGUCUAUUUUGAAUGUUUCUCAUAUGCCUCAAUCAGGUAUUUUGGAAUCAUGUGACGAGAAACAAUAGAAAUCAGAGCUCAAUUCAAUAUUUGGUGAGCGUAAGAGUUGCAAGUCUUAAACUACGUGGAAUCACUGAAGUUAGCAAACAUUGCAAGUCUCAAAAGAAUGAAAACAAGGAGUUACUGAAGCUCCCGUUGCUUCUGCUCAGGGCAGACACAAAAUAGUCAUUUCAUUUGGCUAAAGACAGAUGCGCUCUGUCUCUCAGGGAAGCCCACCAUCUUUUAUAUCCUAAAGGCUAAAAGCUAGGUCGAUAAUUUCGCCCCAAUUCAGUCAGGUCCGAGCUGCUAAACCUGCUCUGCACCAAGCUCCUUCAUGCCAACAAGCUCAGGUCCGAUCUGGUGCUGUCAAGGGUCCAUGAGGCAGUUCACAGUCGAGAAGAGCAAUGUACAGUCUGUUGGGUUAAGAAAAGAUGAUUAACAAGGCAGGCUUUUGAACGAGGAGCCAGAGAGGAAGAGUGGUGACUGCUGUUCAUAACAGAGAUGAACGGAUAAGAAUAAAAAGCCUAUAAGAAUCUGUGAGAUAUCAAGUAGAAUGAGUUGGCCGUCAAUGUGAUUUGGUAUUUUGGGUAAAUAUUGUUACAGAGAAGGCAGCCAUGAAACUGAACCUAGUACCAUUGAUGGGUGUUGAAUGGAUGAAUUGAUGUGUGAUUCAGAGCUUUGAAUGAUUAUAAAUGAAUGGGUUUGAUGCAAAUUUGCAGGGAAGGAGUUUGUGUAGCCUUCAAAAUACAGCCAGUACAUAACCUCCACCAGUUUACUAUGCGCAGACAAGGUGUUUGUGAAAAUCCCUGAGUAAACACAGUCUCAGUCACGACCAAGUGGUGCACCAGCUUUUCCAUUUUAUCAGCAAGACCAUGAUAUCUGAUAUCUGAUGCGUGUUUAGGAUGAUUUCGAAGAGCGUUUUUCUGCGUACAAGAAGGACAUGGUUCUUGUGUUCAAAUAUAUGAAGAUUUGGUCAAGUUCUGGUACCAAGAAGGUAGUUGCAGCUGUUGUCGAUUGCACCAUUCUCUAGCCAAUGGGUCUGACGAGUAGUUGCCAAGGGCUGGGUUAGGUUUCAGUUGAGAAAAGAAGACGGCUAAGAGAUGUUCUCGACUCAACAGAAGAAGUGUUUUGUGAAGCUCAGAGGGACAACAACAGGGGGUGCCAGUUUGUGUGGGUUUUGAACAAAUGUGAACCAGGGAACAAAGUGAGUUGCAACCUGCGGGUCUGUGAGAUGGGUUGUACUUGGAAUUCAAGUUACAACGACAGUUCAAUUAAUAGAAGAGAUUUGAGCCGAGAAACCAGUUUACAAAAGAGUUUGCUGGCAUUAUUUUAGGCGAUCAACGGCUGUGAAUUGAAGUGAUAUUUAGAAGUCGGUCUGGUUAGAAAACUUGGGCUUCAAUCCAAUUCAAUAUUGCAUGGAAAAGCGAGCUAUAAAAGAAGACUUUGGUUUCUAGUAUUAUCAAUCACCUCACAAUAAUCUUAAUCGACGCGGCGAAAGAAGAUAUUGUGGAAUCAAAAACUAUGAGACAAAGAUGUUUGUGAUUACUUUUAUAUCUUUCCUA